Molecule: messenger RNA, 739 nt
Organism: Cucurbita pepo subsp. pepo (vegetable marrow)
Lineage: Eukaryota; Viridiplantae; Streptophyta; Magnoliopsida; Cucurbitales; Cucurbitaceae
Source: RefSeq, a predicted model, not a curated record
ACACACAAAAAAAAAUGUCUAUGAUUAUGUUGUUGUUGCUGUUCAACUUGAUGCUAACCGCAAGCUAUGAGUUCGAAUACUUUCAAAUGGUCCAACAAUGGCCACCAACUUUUUGCAGCGGGAUUGGUGUUACUUGUAAAGUUCAACCACCUCAAAACAAGUUUACUAUUCAUGGGUUAUGGCCAAGCAACUUCUCGAAUGCAAAGCUCAUCUGUUCGGGAGGAGAUUUACAACAAAAUAAGCUUCCUCAUCGACUUUCAACCAAACUUAAAAAAUAUUGGCCAAACUUGAAAUGUGGUAAUGACUUCGAUUUUUGGAGAUACGAAUGGAGAAAACAUGGUAGGUGUUCAAAUCCCCCACUCAACCCUAAUCAAUAUUUACAUACAACUAUACGCAUGUACUUGAAUUAUGAUCUCCUGGGCAUGUUGAAUGCGGCUGGACUCAGUCCGAGCACAACGUUCCGUCAAUAUACUUACAUGGAAAACGUACUUAAGAAUGCAAUAGGAGCGGUCCCAAGCCUUCGUUGCAAUGUCAACAGCCAAUCAAAUGAGGACCAAUUGUAUGAAAUUGUUAUUUGUUUCGAAGAAAAUAGUACAAAUUUGAUAGAUUGUACAUAUGCCCCAGGAAAUUGUCCAGAUUGGUUUGUUUGGUAGGAUUUAUAGGAUUUAGGUUUCUACUGCUUUUGUUUGUCGCUCAUUGUAAGAUUCUAUCAUUAUAAUGGAAUCAAAACUACUUUAUA